Messenger RNA from Asparagus officinalis (garden asparagus), 884 nucleotides. RefSeq lists its product as uncharacterized. The transcript has 3 exons. Lineage: Eukaryota; Viridiplantae; Streptophyta; Magnoliopsida; Asparagales; Asparagaceae. Bases 188 to 853 code for a protein of 221 amino acids. The record is from RefSeq and is a predicted model, not a curated record.
GUUGUCGACAGUUGUCAUCGCCGCCCACGAUCCAGAUCUACUCGUCGACCGUCGCCGCCGCCGCUAGUUGAUCGCAGCCGCUGGUGUAAGAUGAGGAAAAUUCCUGAUAAGUCAUGGAUAGAUAUCCCUAGGAUCGAACGGUUUCGCGAUCGACGUUAUAAGGAUGGAUGUGAAGCCUUUAUGAAGUAUGCCGAAAUGUAGCGGUGCAAUGUACUGCCCCUGUUGUAGGUGUAAGAAUAUAAAGCUGAAAAAUAAAGAGGAAAUACGAAGUCACUUAACAAACUGUGGGUUUUACGAGGAAUAUAAACAUUGGUCCUAUCACGGGGAAGGCCGUAUUGAAGAUGAAGUACCGGAUGUGCAUGUCGGUACUAGUCAUGGUUUCAGGACAGAAGAUAUAGAAAAUUUACAAACUAAUAUUGGCCCUGACCAUCCCGAAUAUGAUAUAAACAAUGAUGGUGAAGAUGAUACGACAGAUGAUGUCCAAGAUGCAACUGAGAUCGAAGAUGUUGAUGGCCCAGAAGGUUUUGAAGAUGCUCAUGUUUCUGAGGACUUGGAUCGAAUAAUGAAGCUAUUAGAGGAUAGUGAAAAGGAUCUGUAUGAGGGUUGCACCGAGUACUCCGGAUUUUCAUGUGUGUUGGAGCUCUUGCAUAUUAAGAGCCUCAGUGGAAUGGCAAAUACUUCUUUUGUUCUUCAUUUGAAGUAUCUGGCUUGUUAUAUUGAAGAUGGGAACUACCUCAGUGGAAUGGUUCAUCAAGCUCUGAACAAUAAACAUCAUGUAACAGAGAACUGGGAGCAAAGGAAUACUAUUGUCUUGAGGGUUACCCUGGAGCAUGGCACUAUGUUUUCAACAUAAAGGUUGAGUCCGUGCUCAAACAAUGGCGGCA